AUGGCUUCUUGUGGAGUUAUGAAAAACAACUUUCUUGCAUUGAACAAUUGUGAUCAUCAUCAUCUUCAUCAAGGCCUUUCAUCUCCUUCUGCAGCCAAUCUUCAAAUCAAAAUCCAAAAGUUUUCUGUAAUGGCAGCAGCUGUUAAACAUCACAGUAUCGACAGUCGUGUGAAGACGGAAGGUAUAAAAGUGCGAAAGUCGCCGGAAAAUCUUAGUUUCAGCGGAGAAAAGCCAUCGACUCCUAUAUUGGACACUAUAAACUAUCCCAUUCACAUGAAGAAUCUUUCUCUUGAGGAAUUAGAAACUCUGGCCGGCGAACUAAGGGAAGAGAUUGUGUACACUGUGUCGAAAACCGGGGGGCAUUUGAGCUCAAGUUUAGGUGUAUCCGAGCUUACGGUUGCAAUUCAUCACGUGUUCGACUCGCCUGAAGAUAAAAUUAUAUGGGAUGUCGGUCACCAGGCGUACGGGCACAAAAUUUUAACGGGAAGAAGGGCUCGAAUGCAAACGAUCAGGCAAACAUCGGGCCUAUCAGGAUUCCCCAAAAGGGAAGAAAGCGUAUACGAUGCAUUUGGAGUUGGCCAUAGCUCAACAAGUAUUUCAGCUGGUUUAGGAAUGGCGGUUGGAAGGGACUUAUUGGGAAAGAAGAACCACGUGAUAUCGAUAAUCGGAGAUGGAGCAAUGACAGCUGGACAGGCAUACGAGGCGAUCAACAAUGCCGGUUAUCUCGACUCGAAUCUUAUCAUAAUCUUGAACGAUAACAACCAAGUCUCCCUCCCCACGGCCACUGUUAAUGGCCCUGCUCUGCCAGUCGGGGCUUUAAGCAAAGCCCUGAGAAAGUUACAAUCCAGCCGGAAAAUCGGUGAAGCUGCAAAAGUAACUAAUUUUACCAUAUAUUUUUCUUUCCUUUCGAUAGAAAAUAAAAUGCUAAUUUAUUCUUUCAUGAAACAGGGCAUGACAAGGAAAUUCGGAAGAAAAUCGGAGGCUAGCAUUUUCGAGCAGCUCGGGAUUUCCUACAUUGGCCCUGUGGACGGUCAUAACAUAGAAGAUCUCGUUCAUAUACUCAAAAAGGUUAAAGAUAUUCCGGCCUCAGGACCCGUUUUGAUUCACGUUAUAACCGAGAAGGGAAAAGGAUACCCUCCAGCACAAGCUGCACCCGACAAAAUGCACGGUGUGGUGAGGUUCGAUUCAAAAACCGGGAAACAGUCGAAGCCUAAAUCGAGCACGCUUUCGUACACUCAAUAUUUCGCUGAUUCUUUAAUAGCCGAAGCUAAGGAGGACCCAAAAAUAGUGGCUAUCCAUGCGGCUAUGGGAGGUGGGACCGGGCUAAAUGCUUUUGAAAAUGUUUUCCCGAAGAGAUGUUUCGAUGUGGGGAUAGCCGAGCAGCAUGCGGUGACUUUUGCUGCUGGUUUAGCGGCCGAGGGGCUCAAGCCGUUUUGCGCGAUCUACUCGUCUUUUUUGCAGAGAGGGUACGAUCAAGUGGCUCAUGAUGUGGACCUUCAGAAGCUUCCAGUGAGAUUUGUUAUGGACAGGGCAGGGCUGGUGGGUGCCGACGGGCCCACUCAUUGUGGUGCCUUCGACACGACUUUCAUGGCUUGCUUGCCGAAUAUGGUGGUUAUGGGCCCGUCUGACGAGGCCCAACUCAUGCACAUGAUUGCGACUGCUGCGAGGAUUGAUGAUCGGCCAAGCUGCAUCAGAUUCCCGAGAGGAAACGGUGUGGGAGCGCAUCUUCCAUUUAACAACAAAGGGACUCCUAUCGAGAUUGGUAAGGGGAGAGUUUUACGGGAGGGUAGUCGAGUGGCGAUAUUGGGUUUCGGAACAAUAGUACAGAGUUGUUUGGCAGCUGCUGAUAUUCUUAAGGGAGUUGGAAUGUUUGUGAGUGUGGCUGAUGCAAGAUUUUGCAAGCCUCUUGAUGGGGAUUUGAUUAGGAAGCUUGCUAAGGAGCAUGAGAUUCUCAUCACCGUUGAGGAAGGAUCUGUUGGGGGAUUUAGUGCACAUGUUUCACAUUUCUUGUGCUUGAAUGGCUUGCUUGAUGGCAAUCUUAAGUGGAGGCCCAUGGUGCUGCCUGACAGAUAUAUAGAGCAUGGGGCCCAAAGUGAACAGAUAGAGGAAGCUGGGCUGAGCCCAAAACAUAUUGCUGGCACUGUUUUGUCUCUAGUUGGUGAAGCCCAGGAUAGUUUCCACUUGCUCAAUUUGUAA
Molecule: messenger RNA, 2196 nt
Organism: Striga hermonthica
Lineage: Eukaryota; Viridiplantae; Streptophyta; Magnoliopsida; Lamiales; Orobanchaceae
Source: the annotation of a GenBank genome assembly